Messenger RNA from Mesorhabditis spiculigera, 501 nucleotides. Lineage: Eukaryota; Metazoa; Nematoda; Chromadorea; Rhabditida; Rhabditidae. The record is from the annotation of a GenBank genome assembly.
AUGGGCCUGUUGAUCAGCUUGAUGCAAUCAUUCUCGAAUCGUGGCGGGACCCCGCGGGAGGCAAAAAUAUUGUUUUGCGGCCUAUAUGGCUCCGGGAAGACCACUUUACUCUAUAAAAUGAAGCUGGGAAUGGUCGUGGAAACGAUUCCGACGACAGGCUUCAUCGUCGAGACCGUGGAGUACAAGCAGCUUUCGUUGACGUGCUGGGACAUCGGGACCCCCCUCUGGAGGCACUAUUUGGAAAAAACGGAUGCCGUGAUUUUUGUGGCGGCGGAAAAAUUGGCGAGUCUCCUCACCGAAGAUUUACUCAGAAAUACCAUCUUCCUAUUGCUGGCAAAUAAACAGGAUCUUCCAAAUGCUCUGACGGCAGAAGAAUUGGCUCAGGAACUUGGAACGACAGGGAAUCAGACUCACAAAUGGCACAUUCAAGCAACUUCUGCACAUACGGGCGAAGGAAUCUAUGAAGGGUUGGACUGGAUCGAGCGGAAUCUCCCAUCGAAA